Mangifera indica (mango) is the source of this 3420-nucleotide messenger RNA. RefSeq names its product receptor-like protein EIX2. The record is from RefSeq and is a predicted model, not a curated record. NCBI's taxonomy places the organism in Eukaryota, Viridiplantae, Streptophyta, Magnoliopsida, Sapindales, Anacardiaceae. Bases 246 to 3125 code for a protein of 959 amino acids. The transcript is spliced from 3 exons. Gene Ontology annotation, molecular function: protein binding.
CUAUCUUGAAACAUUCAAAACGUUUUCAUAAAACAAAUUGUUGUGUAAUCCGUCUCGUAAAUGAUAAUCACUCACCUUCUGACCGCAAAUAUAUGUGUUUUGGUAAGGAAAUACUUGUACUGAGUGGAAAUGGGUUGGCAACAAGAAAUGCAACAAAAACACAAAACAAAAUCAGAAGGAAAUAGAGGUCUUUUAAACAGCACGUUGAGAGUUGCAGUCGCUACCGAUCGAGCUCUUGAUGGACAAUGCUUCUUGUGUUUCCGGGUCUCACUAAUGGUAGAAGGCUCCUUCAACAUCUACUUCAAGCUGUUCUGAUUCUGUUCCUUUUCCAGCAAAGAGCUGCCGAUUCUGACGUUAUUCGUUGCGGAGAAGAGGAAAAAGAAGCGCUACUCGUAUUCAGACGAGGCCUGAUUGAUAGAUUUGGCACUCUCUCUUCUUGGGGAAGUAAAGAUAAAAUAGAUUGCUGUGAAUGGACAGGAGUCCUAUGUCUUCAAACAGGCCAUGUGUAUGGACUCCAGCUCAACUUUCGCAUACUUGGUGGAGCGCCAUUGAUAGGUACCAUUAAUGCUUCUUUACUUCAUAAAGUGCAUCAUUUCCGCUUUUUAGACCUCAGUUACAAUAAUUUUAGUGGGUGCCCAAUUCCUGAGUUCCUUGAUUCUGUCAAAAACUUGGAGACCCUCAGUCUCUCCCACGCUGGUUUUGAAGGACCAAUUCCCCACCGGCUUGGAAACCUUUCCAGGCUGCAACUUCUUGAUCUCAGUGGUAAUAAUGGUUUAUAUAACAUUGGGAACAUUGAAUGGAUUUCUCAUCUUUCUUCUUUAAGAUAUCUUGACUUAAGUGGCUGCGAUCUGCCAGGAGCAAAUGAUUGGUUUCAGGUCAUUAACAAGCUCCCAUUGCUGAAUGAACUUCGGCUAGUUUGGUGUAAUCUUCCACUGAUUACGUCUUGGAAUCCCCUGAAAGUCAAUGCUACGGCAUCAUUUUUGACCCUUGAUCUAACUGGAAACCAUGUAACUAAUUCAAUUUAUCCAUGGUUGUUCAAUGUCAGUAGGAAUCUUCACGAAUUUAAUCUCAAUUUUAACCUUUUAAAAGGUGAGAUUCCUGAAGAAUUGGGACAUUACAUGGUUUCUCUUACUGGUCUCUUUCUUAAGUCCAAUGAACUAGAAGGUGGGUUUCCAAAGUCUAUUGGAAAUACGAGUUGCUUGCAUGCCAUAGACUUGUCUUCCAAUAAUAUGAUCGGACAACUCUCUGGAUUCUUUCAAAAUAUAUCUGGUGGAUGCACAGAGAAGAAGCUGGAGUUUUUGUAUUUAUGGGGUAACAAAAUCACUGGAUCAGUGCCUGAUUUUACAAGAUUUUCAUCUUUAAAAGAACUAGGACUUGGACAAAAUGGGUUAAACGGAACCAUUUCCAAAAGCAUCGGACAGAUGGUCAAUCUUGAAUCCUUAGAUCUUGGUGACAACUCCUUGAAUGGUGUCAUUUCUGAAGAUUUUUUCUUAAAUCUCUCCAAAUUAGAUAAUUUAGACUUAUCUCAUAACUCUCUUGUUUUGGAACUGAGCGAUGACUGGGUUCCUCCUUUUAAAUUAAUUCUUUCUCUAUCUCUCGCCUCUUGCAAAAUGGGGCCUCAAUUUCCAAAAUGGAUCAGAAAUUUGGAAGUCUCUGGUCAGUUUGUUGCUCUACUUGAUAUCUCCAAUACUGGUAUCUCAGAUACAAUUCCUGAUUGGAUUUGGGAUAUAUUCGAAACCAUAGGCUAUUUCAACAUCUCAAACAACCAUUUCAAGGGAAAUCUUCCAGAUUUUUCUUUACUUGAUAAAUUGCCGUAUGCCCAGAUAGAUAUGAGCUCAAACCGUCUUGGCGGACCACUUUUGUCACUUCCAUCGGGUGCAUCUUACAUUAAUCUUUCGGGAAAUAAUUUUUCAGGACCAGUCUCUUUCAUAUGUUCUGCUGACGUAGAAAAUUUGACCUAUCUUGACCUCUCUAAUAACCAACUAUCAGGAGUGCUUCCGCAUUGUUGGGCAAAAUUCGAAAGGUUGCUUGUUCUCAACAUGGCACAUAAUGGCCUCUCUGGAAAAAUUCCACCGUCGAUGGGCUUGCUGCAUGAUCUUCUAACAUUACGAUUGAGCAAUAAUAAUUUCUCUGGAGACAUACCAACUUUCAGCAACUUCACCAGGUUGAGAAUUUUAGAUCUUCAGGGUAAUGUAUUGUCCGGAAAGAUACCUGGAUGGAUAGGGGAGAGUCUUCCAAGUUUGCUAAUUCUUAGUCUGGGAUCUAACAGACUCAAUGGGAAUAUACCUUUGCAGUUGUGCCAUUUAGCAAAUAUUCAAAUUUUAGACAUUUCCUUGAACAAUAUUUCCGGAAGUAUACCCAAUUGUUUCAACAAUUUCACAACUUUGUCUGAGGAAAGGAGUUCCCAUGUUGCCAUAACUUAUGAAUAUGAUAACUACUGGUAUGGAGGUGUUCAUAAAUAUAUCGACAGCUUAUGGUUGACAUGGAAAGGAAGUAAAUAUGAGUACACAUAUACUCUGGGGUUAGUUAAGAGCCUUGACCUUUCCUCCAAUAAAAUGAGUGGAGCAGUUCCCGAAGAGAUUAUGAAACUAGUGGGAUUGAUUGCCUUGAAUCUUUCUAGGAACAAUUUCAGUGGACCAAUUAGUCCCAAGAUUGGUCAGUUAAAAUCAUUGGAUUUCCUUGAUCUAUCGAGAAAUCAAUUUUUUGGUGAAAUUCCAUCAAGCCUUUCUCAAAUAAGUGGCCUCGGUGUAAUGGAUUUGUCAUACAAUAAUUUUUCAGGGAAAAUUCCAACGGGCACUCAACUUCAGAGUUUCAAUGCCUCAGUGUAUGAAGGGAAUCCUGGAUUGUGUGGCCUCCCACUCCCAAAAGAAUGUCCUGGAGAAGAACCAGCCCAAGCUCCAUCUACUAAGAAAGGCAAAAUUCCAGAAGAUGAGUUUAUAAGGCUUGGGUUUUAUGUAAGUUUAAGCCUUGGUUUCAUUGCAGGGUUCUGGGGAGUCUGUGGCAGUCUAGUGCUUUGUCAGUCAUGGAGACGUGCCUAUUUCAAGUUCUUGGGUGAUAUGAAAGAUAGGAUGUACGUGACAGCAGCAAUAAAUUUGGCCAAACUGAAGCAAAGGUUCAAUAACUAAAUGAAUUGCCUUCAGUGAAGGUUUUAUGGUCCUAAGUAGUGAUGCCAAACACUUGUUCAGUUUUCGACCCCGUUUCUUUUUAUCCGGCUAAUGGGUCUUGUUUUCUCCGAUUUUACCAGUUGGUGAUGGUGCAGAUGUGCCAUGUUAAUACCUUUUGCUGGUUUCAGCAUAAAUUGUGUGUAAUAUUUAAACACAGAUAUUGUAUGAUGCUGGGAGGAUUGCAUUGUAUGUUUGUAGAAAGAGCAGUUACAUGCUGGGCGUUUGAAUGUUUAAUGCUACAUAACUGCUUUCUUUC